This is a messenger RNA of Mus caroli (Ryukyu mouse), 2857 nucleotides long. It is a transcript of the gene Rccd1, whose product is annotated as RCC1 domain containing 1. Lineage: Eukaryota; Metazoa; Chordata; Mammalia; Rodentia; Muridae. The record is from RefSeq and is a predicted model, not a curated record.
CCUGUUUGGACCUCAGUCCUGCGCUUGUUCAGUAGUGAACCACCUCCUUCCUUGUUCAAAGGGAAUGGAGGGUGUCGGGGCUUGGUCUUCGCCCGCCGUUUCCCUCGGAUCGUCAUGAGUAUUCAUUCAUUCAGUGGUUCCAACCGCGUCCACUGGUGUUGGCGCGCACAGGAGACUUCAGCCUACUGCCUGGUGGCAGGUAACCCGGCGCAUGUGCGCUGGCCAGGCGCGCCCAGUGGUGACGUCACCGCUCGUGCCUACGAUUGGCUCCGAAAAGCUGGCGCACCCAAUGACCGCGUUGCUUGGCGCGGAGGCCCUUAAAAAGUGCUUUGCCCCGCCGGCAUACAUUACUAUGCGCUGCUCAAUUUCAAGGUUUCCUGCUUAAAUGGCUUUCCUGAUGGGUUGGGGGUACAGGGCUAAUGGGAAGAUUAAAGUUUCCUUUGGUUGGGGAUCCUGGAGCUGUAGUCUCAGAUCUGACUUAAGAGGCUCGAGAGUGUCUGUAAAAUUCUGAUCCAUUCGAGUGAAGUGGCGUUGCAUUUGGAAUCGCGCGACUGUCUCCCAAUUUCAGCUCCCUGGGGCCCAUAGUCAUCACAUUAAGUCAAAGGAAAGGCGCAGCAAAGACUUCUUGAAUAAACGACCGAGUAAGGUCCAGUGGAAAUUGUCCACAAAUGCCUCUGAAACCCGCUAUACACUGGAUUUGAGCCAAAAGUAGAAGAAGUGGUCAGCUGCAGACAGUUCAGCAGUCAAAAAUCUGGUAGUGCAACUUCAGCCCCCCGGAAGGCCAGAUUUGCCAGCGUUCCUAAGGUGUCCUGUUUGCAAGAGUCUCCUUGGUUUGCAACCUUAAUCUUGUAUCCCUUAGUCCACACCACAGCCAAGUGGCCACCCACAGAGGGCUCAACCUGGACAUGGCUGAGAAACGACACGGAGCCUGGUUCGGCUUUGGUUUCUGUGGCUUUGGGCAAGCACUGGGUUCUGGGAACAGCCACCAUUCAGUGCACACUCCCGAACCACUGCAUGCCAGUGAUGAUAUUUGCCAAGUGAGCGCAGGCUGGAGCUACACUGCCCUGGUGACCCGUGGAGGCCGGGUGGAACUGUCAGGUUCUGUGAGUGGUGCAGCAGACGGCUGCAGGGACGUGUGGGCUUCGGAGGAACUCCUGGUGCUGCUGCGCAACAAGGGCAGCUCCAGCACGGAACUGCAGGCCUGGGUACCAGGUUCCGCGUUACAGGGGGAGCCCGUCUGGGUCCGGAACUUGGUUUCUGGGGCAAAGGGCCAAGGGGAAGAUGAACCCAGUAGGGAAUCUAGGAUGGGGACCCUGCCGUUGCUACCCUGCGCUCGUGCCUAUGUGACCCCUGAGCCACCCUUCUGCCAGCCUCUGGCCCCAGAGCUGCGGGUCCGCCAGCUGGAGCUGGGUGCUGAGCAUGUGUUGCUGUUGUGCGCAACUGGCCAGGUGUUCUCCUGGGGCGCGGGCAGGCAUGGACAGCUGGGCCACGGGACGCUGGAGGCAGAACUGGAGCCAAGACUGUUGGAGGCACUGCAGGGCCUGCGGAUGGCUAAGGUGGCUGCAGGUGGCUGGCACUCAGUGUGUGUGAGUGAAACGGGGGAUAUUUAUAUCUGGGGCUGGAAUGAGUCCGGGCAGCUGGCCCUGCCCACAAGGAGUGGGACAGAGAAGAAAGCAGAGAGAGAGGAAGCCACAGAAUUGAAUGAAGAUGGUCUCAAAGAGGAAUUAGCUGUGGCUGAAGUAGCUGUGGCUGAUGUUGGAGCUCCUGCCCACUUCAUAGCCAUCCAGCCCUUCCCUGCUCUUCUGGAUCUUCCCCUGGGCUCAGAUGCAGUCAUGGCCAGCUGCGGAUCCCGACACACAGCUGUGGUGACACGGACAGGAGAACUCUAUACCUGGGGCUGGGGUAAAUACGGACAGCUUGGCCACAAGGACAGCACCAGCCUGGAUCGACCCUGCUGUGUGGAAUACUUUGUAGAAAGACAACUUGAAGUAAGGGCUGUGACAUGUGGACCCUGGAAUACCUAUGUCUAUGCAAUGGAAAGAGAGAAAAGCUGAACUAUACCUCAGUGGAUCCCCACUUAUGUGCCUGGGUGAGAGAACUCUUGCUUCAACAUGCUGUCCUAGGUGCGUGGAAACCUAAGUUUUGAAACAAGGUUCACAGCGAUCUCCUCUGCCUCCUAAGUGCUGGGAUUAAAGGUGCAUGACUUCAGAAUAAGACAAAUCUUACAGGGCAUGCAUGAAAGAAUUGAAGAUAUUUGUAUGUAUGUAUGUGUAUAUAUAUAUAUAUAUAUAUAUAUGUAUGUUUAUUUCUGGAGUAGUGCCAGGCCUUCCACGUGCACCAACAGCUUAGCUAUACCCAGCCCAGAGGCUUUAAUAGCUGCAAAAUGAGAAAAUAUUCCCAAAUGAAAAAAGAGCAAAUCCAAACUAUUCUGAGACUCUUGAAACUUCUUCUAUCUCCUUUGCACUUCGCCUUUUAGUGAGUUUAAUCUAUAGAUCAAAGCAACCAUUGAUUUGAAGAAAAAACAAUGUAGUAUUUAAAAGGUAACUAUACACAUUUUAUUUUCAUAUAUUUAAAAACAACAUAUAUGUGUGUGAAGAGCAGAUCAAUGUGUUGGCAGAACUGGCACAGACAGACAGAAAGAAUAAAUAACAGUGCUUUGGGGAGAGUAGUGACGAAUUUGGAGCCACAUUGUGGGCGUGACUACAGAGAACUUGCAGAUGUGCAAAGUUGCCGACUCCAUGACAGAAAUGGCCCAGCCCACCAGACAGCCUCUCUAUGUGUGGUUGUCAUCUACAGGGUUACAGACUGGGCCUAAUGAGCACAGGGAUGGGAGACUGGAGAAAACCUCAACAGGUCA